Messenger RNA from Centruroides sculpturatus (bark scorpion), 3804 nucleotides. Its product is annotated as synaptogenesis protein syg-2-like. The transcript is spliced from 23 exons. The record is from RefSeq and is a predicted model, not a curated record. Lineage: Eukaryota; Metazoa; Arthropoda; Arachnida; Scorpiones; Buthidae. Gene Ontology annotation, molecular function: protein binding. The annotation marks the transcript as partial.
AAUAUAAAAAAUGGGGAGAAAUAUUUACGUGUAAAAAUUAAAUUUUUACUUGGUUUUGAGCGUAACAUUCCUGGUUAUCCAAGAUAUUUUAUGGUUGUAAAUGCAAUUCAGGGUGUAUAUAAUCUUCGAAUAGAAAGUGUACGUUUAGAAGACGAAGCAGAAUUUCAAUGUCAAGUUGGUCCAAGUGAAAAUCAAAAGCCAAUUAGAGCAGCUGCUCGAUUAACUGUUGUGAUUCCACCCAAAGAUAUUACAAUUAAUGGCCUUCCAGAUGGAGAAGAAGUGAUGGUUCGUGAAUCACAAAGAUUAGUUCUAACUUGCAAAACGAGAAGAAGCAAACCUCCUGUAGAAAUGAAAUGGUAUAGAAGAUCUGUAGAACUUGUUCCAGAAGCAACUAAAAUAUCUGUAAUACUUGAUGAAGGAAGAGGUUUUACAACGAGUAGUUCGUUAACUUUGUAUCCGAAAUUGGAACAAAGCGGAACCACUUAUACUUGCGAAGCUUUUCAUUCAGCUCUAGAGAAACCACUUAGAGCAACAAUCGCUGUUGGUGUUUUAUAUCCGCCAAGUCCUCCAAUAAUCCAGGGAUAUGAAGACGAUGACGUAGUUCAAGUGGAUGACAUGGUGGUUCUUAUUUGCAUAUCUCGAGGAGGAAAACCAGCACCACGUAUUAUAUGGUACCGGAAUGAUAUACUUAUAGACAUGACACAUUCGAGCACCGGUUACGAAACGACAAACACUUAUACGUUUACAGCAGGAAUCGAAGACAAUAACGCUGUUUAUCGUUGCGAAGUUUCGAAUGCUCUUACAAAAGAGCCCUUGAAGAAAUCUGUUACAAUUCGAGUAUUGUUCGGACCAAUGAAUUUGACUAUAAGUGGACCCUCGGAAGCUAAUCGUGGAGACACCAUAACUCUAAACUGCAAGAGUGAAUUUAGUAAUCCACCCGCACAAAUAUCUUGGGUUGUGGACAAUAAUAUCGUGAGAUCUUCAGAAACGGAUACUUAUCAAACAGCCGAGGGAUGGGUGACUUCAUCUAAUCUCAGCAUUUCUAUCAACAGGCAGGAUAUCACGACGAAAAUUAUAUCCUGCUAUGCUUCUGCCAUACCUCUACGAGCUCCUAUUGCUAAGACACAUACAGUUGUUAUCAAAUAUCCUCCAGAAUCCCCGACUAUACUUGGUUAUGAUGAAAUAAGUAUACUUAGAGAGGGUGAUCUUCAACAUUUAACAUGUGUAGCUCUCGGUGGUAAUCCUCCAGCAAACUUAAAAUGGUACAAAGAGGAUAGAGAGAAACUCAUGAAACUUGGCAUGCACUGGACAAAGACACUAAAAAAGUUAACAUUAAAGACAAAAAAUCUUGGAAGCUUGAAGGAAUUUGUUGUUGAUCCUCCAGAAUCCCCGACUAUACUUGGUUAUGAUGAAAUAAGUAUACUUAGAGAGGGUGAUCUUCAACAUUUAACAUGUGUAGCUCUCGGUGGUAAUCCUCCAGCAAACUUAAAAUGGUACAAAGAGGAUAGAGAGGUGAGUGCUCCUGUGUCUGUUUCGGGAAGUGGAGUCUCCAGUGAGUUGGUUUUCCACGUUGAUGCCAGCGAUAACGGAAUUACCUAUACUUGCAAAGCACUCAGUCCUGCCAUUACUCAAGCCUUACAGACGUCAGUUACUUUAACUGUGACGUUGAUUUGUCAGACAGGCGCUAGCAAUCCUAAAUUAGGUAUAACAUGGUUGCGAAAUAAUAAAAUUGAAGAAGAAUAUUACACAGAAAUUCUUAAUGCUAGUUUUGGUGGAGUAUCCGUGAAAAGUGGCAUUGUAUUUGUGGCGAGACAUUCUGACGAUGGGGUUCAUUUCAGUUGUAAGGCGAAAUCUGAUUUUUUUCCUGAUGUCAUUGAGGUGACGUUGAUUUGUCAGACAGGCGCUAGCAAUCCUAAAUUAGGUAUAACAUGGUUGCGAAAUAAUAAAAUUGAAGAAGAAUAUUACACAGAAAUUCUUAAUGCUAGUUUUGGUGGAGUAUCCGUGAAAAGUGGCAUUGUAUUUGUGGCGAGACAUUCUGACGAUGGGGUUCAUUUCAGUUGUAAGGCGAAAUCUGAUUUUUUUCCUGAUGUCAUUGAGGCAAAUACAGUGCUGAGAGUAUUAUAUAAACCAAGAUUUACGAACAUAGUGCAAAAAACUGAUUUAAUUGAAGGAGAAUCAAUAAAAAUUAAAUUAACGGCUUAUGGAAAUCCCGACAUAAUUUUAUAUAACUGGUAUAAAGAGGGUGCAACCGUUCCAAUCAAACUGAAUGAAAAUAGACUGAUGAAAUAUGAUUCAAGUUUGUAUCGAGUAACCUUCUUAGAAUCAAUGCUACUUAUUAAUAAUGUUUCCAGACACGAUUCAUCAAUUUACACUUGUGAAGCCAGAAAUGAGGAAGGAUCUUCUAACGCAACUGUUAUUCUUAAUGUUCGUUAUGCUGCUACAGUAACGAACAUUUCUAAGCCACUCCAGGCUAAAGAGGGUGAUAACGUUAAUGUGGAAUGUUCUUUUGACGGAAAUCCCUUACCAGAAAACGCAAUUAGCUGGAUGAAAGACGGGGUUCCUUUUAUUCAAUAUAAAAUACAAGGUAAAAGAUCGUACAUAAAGAUAACGAACGUUUCGAGAGCACAGAGUGGCGAAUACUCGUGUGUUGUCGACAACGGAAUAGGAAAAGCAUCGAUACAAACAACCUCCUUAUCUGUGAUGUAUAGGCCAGUAAUUCGACGAUCUCAGAUGAAAUCCAAAGUAGCAAGCGAUCUGAAAGAUACGGCCAAGUUUAGAUGCAUUUCCGAUUCUUAUUCCAAUACAUCAAUUAGUUGGUCAUACAAACAACUAAUACUGGAAAGAAGUCCUAAGUACGAAGUACGAAAUUCUGUUAAAAACUCCACUUGGGAAAGUACUUUACUAGUUAAGCAAUUAGAAGAAUCUGAUUUCGGUAUUUACGACUGCAUUGCUAUUAAUGCAUUAGGAAAAGAUGUUUUCCAGUUCUUAUUGGUAAAAAGAGGUCCUCCGGAAACACCUUUGGAUUUGCAAGUUGUAAAUGUUACUAAUAAUUAUAUAUUUAUUAUGUGGAAAGCCGGAUUUGAUGGUGGUUCCAUUCCAUCAUUUCGCAUUAGAUAUAGGCAGUCUGGUACAGAGAGAUAUUUCUUUCAAGAUGCUAUUGCAAUGAAACAUCAUCAUAAAAUUACUAGUUUGAAAUCUGGUAUCGAGUACAUUAUUGCAGUAUCAGCAUGGAAUGAUUUGGGUCAUAGCAAUUUCAGUUCUGAAGUUAAAGUUACAACUACAGACAUACCCGUGAUGGAUUCAACCGUUGCGGUUCGUGUUAAAAAAGAUAAAAAAACAACAGCAACAUCAGGAUGGUGGUGGAUAUGUUUUGCUGCUGUUGGCACUGCCUUAGUAAUGGUAAAUUUGAUUGUGGUGAUCUGCUUGAUUCAUAGAGGGAAGUGCUGUACAAGAUCGAUUGGAGGUCAUCAGUGCACUCACAUCAUCAAUAAACAAGCCGGUUAUACUCUUGGAGAGAAAUCAUUUUAUAUGUCUGAAGACAAAUUAGAUUCAUCGCAUGAACACAUUUUAUUGGAGAAACUAGAAGCUAAAAAUAGAAAAAGUUAUAUGACCGUUGAAAUGAUAGAUGAUAAAUUAACUAUGGAUUCAGAAACUUGGAGUGACACAGGAGAUCAAAGUAAAAGUUUAACAAGAAAAAGCAGUAAUAGGUGUUUCAAAAGUAUAGACCGAACUCCCAAUUUUCCGUGCGUGAAUCAUCCAUUAUUAGGAUUAUCCGUGUAUCGACAAAUAUUAGAAUUACUGUGA